GCGGUGACGGCGUUUGUUUUCCCCGGAGUCGUGUUCCUCGGGUUGCACAAAGCCUGGGAACAGUGAGGGCAUUAGGACCAGGAGCGAGGCGCAUGCCUGCCGCGUCUGGCAGACCUUCUCGGGCCGGCUGAGCGGGGAGCUAUGUGUGAAAGGAAAUUAGGCUGCUGCCGGCUUCACAUCUGUUGAGCUGACCCGACCUGCAGGGUCCAAAAUCGGACGGCUGUCAGCUUUGCCAGACUGAGGACCCACCGGCUACCCCCAGACAUCUCAUAGCAGCCUGACAAUUCGUGCAAGGGGGGGAAGCGAAACAUGUGGGACUAGACCCCUGAGCAGAAAGGAGUCAUUAUUUUUCCCAAAGAGGAAAAGGGCAUCAAAGGGUGGGGGUGGAGGGAGGCGCAAACAGUUCAGUCUGAAGUCCCUGUGAACGGGCUUUUGGAAGGCAAUUAAAGACAUCCGCUCAGAGAGGACCUGGGCUGGGACUUGGGUCCGUGGCUUUCUGACUGUGAGUGGAAGCCGGUCUUACACACGCUGCUGGCAAAUGUCAGGCGGGGAAAAAAGGAGCAGGUUAAGUGACCGGCAAAAAAAACUUCCAGGUGGACCCAGGAAGCCCGGUUCUGCUGCCAGCUUGGAGGAACCCGGAGCAGGAGGAAACAGUGAAUUUGAACAUGACCUGUUGCGUCUGGCAAGUUCCAGCCACAUGCUGGUAAGGAAGCGGUGCAGGCGUGGACCCUGCAGACCGCAAUUCCUGCUGGUCCUCCUGCUGCUGGGAUGCGUGCUGCUGAUGCUGGCCGUGCUGAACCCUCCCCUGCCUGCCCUGCCCCAGGCUGUCCCAGCUCAGGUCUUCGAGCACAGCCCCGAAGCCGGGUACCGCCUGGACUUCGAGGAAUCCCAGGAGUGGGUGCUGGAGUCCAAGGACGAGGACCAAGAGUACGGCCCUCUGGAGGGCCUGCCGCCCUUCAUCUCGCUGCGGGAGGAUCAGCUCCUGGUGGCUGUGGCCUCUCCCAGGGCGCGAGGGAACCAGAGCCAGGGCAGGAGAGGUGGCAGCUACCAGCUCAUCAAGCGGCUGAGCAGGAGGCCGGACGAGGACGCCCCAGAGCGGGACUGGGCGGCCGAGGAGGAGGAUGCCGCGGAGGCAUCUGAAGAAGAGGCGCUGACCUCGCUCAGCCUGGAGGAGGCGCUCAGUGCCCGCAUCCCCCUGCAGAGGGCGCUGCCGGAGGUACGGCAUCCGCUGUGUCUGCAGCAGCAUCCCAGAGACAGCCUGCCCACAGCCAGCGUCAUCCUCUGUUUCCACGACGAGGUCUGGUCCACCCUCCUGAGAACCGUGCAUAGCAUCCUGGACACAGCGCCCAGGGCCUACCUGAAGGAGAUCAUCCUGGUGGACGACCUCAGCCAGCAAGGACAGCUCAAGUCGGCUCUCAGCGAGUAUGUGGCCCGGCUGGAGGGGGUGAAGUUACUCAGGAGCAACAGGAGGCUGGGCGCCACCAGGGCCCGGAUGCUGGGGGCCGCCAGGGCCACCGGGGACGUGCUGGUCUUCAUGGACGCCCACUGCGAGUGCCACCCGGGCUGGCUGGAGCCCCUCCUGGCCAGAAUAGCUGGUGACAGGAGCAGGGUGGUGUCUCCAGUCCUAGACGUGAUUGACUGGAAGACUUUCCAGUAUUACCCCUCCAAGGACCUGCAGCGUGGGGUAUUGGACUGGAAACUGGAUUUCCACUGGGAGCCUUUGCCGGAGCGAGAGAGGAAGGCCCUCCUGUCCUCCAUCAGCCCCAUCAGGAGCCCUGUGGUGCCCGGCGGGGUCGUGGCCAUGGACAGACAUUACUUCCAAAACACUGGAGCGUAUGACCCUCUCAUGUCACUGAGGGGUGGCGAAAACCUCGAACUGUCUCUCAAGGUACUUCCUGGGCCAAGGGAGGCCCAGACCUGGCUCUGUGGGGGCUCCGUCGAAAUCCUUCCCUGCUCUCGGGUGGGGCACGUCUACCGAAAUCAGGAUGCCCACUCCCCUCUUGACUGGGAGGCCACCCUGCGGAACAAGGUUCGCAUUGCUGAGACCUGGCUGGGCGCGUUCAAAGAAACCUUCUACAGGCACAGCCCAGAGGCCUUCUCCUUGAGCAAGGCUGGGAAGCCGGACUGCACUGAACGCCAGCAGCUGCAAAGGAGGCUGGGCUGUCGGACCUUCCACUGGUUUCUGGCCAACAUCUAUCCCGAGCUGUACCCAUCCGAACGCAGGCCCAGGUUCUCUGGAAAGCUCCACAACACCGGACUUGGCUUCUGUGCAGACUGCCAGGCAGAAGGGGACAUCCUGGGCUGUGCCAUGAUGCUAGCUCCUUGCAGUGACAGCCAGCAGCAGCAGCACUUGGAUCACAUGGGCAGGAAGGAGAUCCACUAUGGCAGCCCCCAGCACCUGUGCUUCGAUGUCAGGCAAGAGCAGGUGAUCCUGCAGAACUGCACCAGGGAAGGCCCUGACAUCCAUCAGCAGCACUGGGACUACCAGGAGAAUGGAAUGAUUGUUCACAUUCUUUCUGGGAAAUGCAUAGAAGCUGUGAUGCAGGAAAACAAUAAAGAUUUGUAUUUACGUGAGUGUGAUGGAAAAGCCAGCCAGCUGUGGCGAUUUGACAACGUCAGCACCGUGGAUGAACAAUGAUUGCCACCAUCAGAAGGAAAAGAGAAAUGUGGCCAUAGAGGUUCAACUCAAGGGAACGAUAGGAGCAUGUGCAUAUCAUGAAGGAGAC
Molecule: messenger RNA, 2726 nt
Organism: Eubalaena glacialis (North Atlantic right whale)
Lineage: Eukaryota; Metazoa; Chordata; Mammalia; Artiodactyla; Balaenidae
Gene: GALNT15
Product: polypeptide N-acetylgalactosaminyltransferase 15
Exons: 10
Coding region: 539-2638 (699 amino acids)
Cellular component (GO): Golgi apparatus
Source: RefSeq, a predicted model, not a curated record